Messenger RNA from Effrenium voratum, 615 nucleotides. NCBI's taxonomy places the organism in Eukaryota, Dinophyceae, Suessiales, Symbiodiniaceae. The record is from the annotation of a GenBank genome assembly.
AGGUUGGGCCGAUCGUGGUCUUUUGCCUCAUACUGCCGCUUAUCCUUCUGGAUGGGAAUCAGACCCUGGAGCAGAGGGGCAUGAAUUCAUUCAUUUUUACUAUCGGCUUCUUUGUGAUCAAGUUUGUCACCGGCAACAUUAUUGAGGUGCAGCUCUAUGCUAAGUCUGGAGGCGAUCUCAUGAGGAUGCACCCGGUCGUUAUGUUGGCCUUGAUGAUGCUGUUCCAGUCGCUGAUGGGCAUGACAGGUAUGUUCAUGACGGUUCCUGUGAUGGCAGCUGCCAAGUAUUACAUGCUGAGCAUGAACAUGCCCAGUUCCGUCUUGGACCCGCUUCUGACGUGCAUCGAAGGAAGCGAGCAAGGACCUCACAUGAACUACGUGGAGCAGCAGCGUGCCAAAGCCAGGAAAAGCGCAUUGGAUCCAUCGUCAGAUGAGGACAAUCUCCUCUGCGGCGGCUGCGGCGAAGCCUCUGACUCGGCGCCGGAAGAAUCUUCGCUCCCCUAGGCGGACCUGAAGAUGGGUCCCCUGCAUCAGCUCUGGCAACUUUGGUCCAAAUCCUCCAAACUGAACCGGUCUUCCAUGUGAAUCACCGAUGCUUGUGGCUGGCCUCGCUUCC